UUCCCCGCUGCUACACUGCCGUCCUCGCCCGGCCCCGCGCCGCGUCUCCCACCCCAGCCCGGCUUUCCUCCCCGGCCCUUCAGUUCCCGCCCGCAGCGUCCUGGGUCACCCGGCUGCUCCCGGCCGAGUCUCGGGCUCGAACAGCGCGGAUCGACACCCCGGACCUCCCCUGGGCGCCAGCGCCUCGGCUCCUACGGGUCCAAAAUCAAGCCGGAUUUUUUUUUCUUUCUGGAAAUUGGCUUUGGUGUGCUGCCCUACCUCCAUCCUCCCCCUCCCACCACCCCCCUUUUAUUGAGACAUGGCCCGGGCAGUGGCUCCUGGAAGAGGAACAAGUGUGGGAAAAGGGAGAGGAAACCGGAGCUAAAUGACAGGAUGCAGGCGACUUGAGACACAAAAAGAGAAGCGUUUCUCGCGGAUCAAGACAUUGCCUCGCGGCUCUGCUUUCCCCCAGACCGGCUGCGGAUUUUACAGCUCUAGACCGAGUUGGAGCGCUUCGGAUUGUCCAGAUCGCCUUCGGCUGCCUUUGCCCCGCACGUUCUGGUUCUCCCGCGUCUGCCUGGGGAUCUGGUGCCGGGAGAAUGGAGAGGGGGCUGCCGCUCCUCUGCGCCGCGCUCGCCCUCGCCCUAGCUCUGGCCAGCGCUUUUCGCAACGGUAAAUGUGGGGAUACUAUCAAAAUUGAAAACCCCGGGUAUCUUACAUCUCCUGGCUAUCCUCAUUCUUAUCAUCCAAGUGAAAAAUGUGAAUGGCUGAUUCAGGCUCCAGACCCAUACCAGAGAAUUAUGAUCAACUUCAACCCUCACUUCGAUUUGGAGGACCGAGAGUGCAAGUAUGACUAUGUGGAGGUCAUCGACGGGGAAAAUGAAAACGGACGUUUAUGGGGCAAGUUCUGUGGGAAGAUCGCCCCAUCUCCUGUGGUGUCUUCGGGGCCAUUUCUUUUUAUCAAAUUUGUCUCCGACUAUGAGACCCACGGUGCAGGAUUUUCCAUACGCUAUGAAAUUUUCAAGAGAGGUCCCGAAUGUUCCCAGAACUACACCACAUCCAGUGGAGUGAUCAAGUCCCCCGGGUUCCCUGAAAAAUACCCCAACAGCCUUGAAUGCACUUAUAUUAUCUUUGCGCCAAAGAUGUCAGAGAUUAUCCUGGAAUUUGAAAGCUUCGACCUGGAGCCUGACACAAAUCCUCCAGGGGGGAUGCUUUGUCGCUAUGACCGGCUAGAAAUCUGGGAUGGAUUCCCCGAUGUCGGGCCUCACAUCGGGCGUUACUGUGGACAGAAAACCCCAGGCCGCAUUCGCUCCUCAUCGGGCAUCCUGUCCAUGGUUUUCUACACCGACAGUGCGAUAGCCAAAGAGGGCUUUUCCGCCAACUACAGCGUCUUGCAGAGCACGAUCUCCGAAGAUUUCAAAUGUAUGGAAGCUCUGGGCAUGGAGUCAGGAGAGAUUCAUUCUGACCAGAUCACAGCUUCUUCCCAGUACAGCACCAACUGGUCUGCAGAGCGCUCCCGCCUGAACUACCCUGAGAAUGGGUGGACUCCCGGGGAGGACUCCUACAAAGAGUGGAUACAGGUGGACUUGGGCCUCCUGCGCUUCGUCACCGCCGUGGGGACGCAGGGCGCCAUUUCGAAGGAAACCAAGAAGAAAUACUACGUCAAGACUUACAGGAUAGACAUCAGCUCCAACGGGGAGGACUGGGUCACCAUCAAAGAAGGAAAUAAACCUGUUAUCUUUCAGGGAAACACCAACCCCACAGAUGUUGCGUUUGGAGUUUUCCCCAAGCCACUGAUAACUCGGUUUGUCCGAAUCAAACCCGCAACUUGGGAAACAGGCAUCUCUCUGAGAUUUGAGGUGUACGGCUGCAAGAUAACAGAUUACCCUUGCUCUGGCAUGUUGGGGAUGGUGUCCGGACUGAUCUCUGACUCCCAGAUCACAGCGUCCAACCAAGGCGACAGAGACUGGAUGCCCGAGAACACCCGCCUGGUCACCAGUCGCUCGGGCUGGGCGCUGCCGCCUGCGCCCCACCCCUACGUGAAUGAGUGGCUGCAGGUGGACCUCGGGGAGGAGAAGAUCGUGAGGGGCGUCAUCAUCCAGGGCGGGAAGCACCGCGAGAACAAGGUGUUCAUGAGGAAGUUCAAGAUCGGCUACAGCAACAACGGCUCGGACUGGAAGAUGCUGGCGGAGGACAACAAGCGCAAGGCCAAGUCUUUUGAGGGCAAUAGCAACUACGACACACCCGAGCUGCGGACGUUUCCACCUCUCUCCACACGGUUCAUCAGGAUCUACCCUGAGAGAGCCACUCACGGGGGACUCGGGCUGCGGAUGGAGCUGCUGGGCUGUGAAGUGGAAGCACCGACAGCCGGGCCGACCACUCCCAACGGGAACCUGGUAGACGAGUGUGAUGACGACCAGGCCAACUGCCACAGCGGGACAGGUGACGACACCCAGCUCGCAGGUGGGACCACUGCGCUGACCACAGAAAAGCCAACCGUAAUAGACAGCACGAUGCAAUCAGAGUUUCCAACAUAUGGUUUUAACUGCGAGUUUGGCUGGGGCUCUCACAAGACAUUCUGUCACUGGGAACAUGACAACCACGUGCAACUCAAGUGGAGUGUGUUGACCAGCAAGACAGGACCCAUUCAGGAUCACACAGCAGGAGAUGGCAAUUUCAUCUACUCCCAAGCUGACGAGAACCAGAAGGGCAAGGUGGCCCGCCUGGUGAGUCCUGUGGUCUACUCGCAGAACUCUGCCCACUGCAUGACCUUCUGGUAUCACAUGUCCGGCUCCCACGUCGGCACGCUGAGGGUCAAACUGCGCUACCAGAAGCCGGAGGAGUACGACCAGCUGGUCUGGAUGGCCAUCGGACACCAAGGAGACCACUGGAAAGAAGGCCGCGUGUUGCUCCACAAGUCACUGAAGCUCUACCAGGUGAUUUUUGAGGGUGAAAUUGGAAAAGGGAACCUCGGAGGGAUCGCCGUGGAUGACAUUAGUAUUAACAACCACAUUUCACAGGAGGACUGUACAAAGCCGGCAGACCUGGAUAAAAAGAACCCAGAAAUUAAAGUUGAUGAAACAGGAAGCACCCCAAGAUAUGAUGGUGAGGGAGAAAAAGAUAAGAACAUCUCCAAGAAGCCAGGCAACGUGUUGAAGACCCUGGACCCCAUCCUCAUCACCAUCAUAGCCAUGAGUGCCCUGGGAGUCCUCUUGGGCGCCAUCUGCGGGGUGGUACUGUACUGCGCCUGCUGGCACAACGGUAUGUCAGAGAGAAACUUGUCUGCCCUGGAGAACUACAACUUUGAGCUCGUGGAUGGCGUGAAGUUGAAAAAAGACAAACUGAAUACACAGAGUACUUACUCAGAGGCAUGAAGGCGGAGGGAGAUGAAAGCACGAGCCGGAGGAUUGACGUGGAAGGACACGGCGCGCGCGUGCUGGGAACUGUUGAUCUUUCACUGUAGGGCUGGGAGGUGUGUGGACAACGCUCAGCCAGGCUUUUCUCAGGAGCUUCGAUGAGUACCGCCGACAGGCGUGAACACGGGAGCUGUGUCAACGACCGGAAUCAUGUACAGUCAGCCUUUUCUGUUGGUUUCAUUUGAGUAAUCAGAUGCUGGUGUUGAGACCAAGGAUGAUUGACUUCAUAGUUCAUUUGGACUCCCCUUCCCCACUCUCUCUCCUCUUCCUCUUCCGGAUUCUUUUUGGAAACUGUGCAAAAUCCAAGAUGCUGGCGCCCAGUCUACUCAGUGGGGCCCUUUGGAUGGACAUGCUACCUGUAGCCCGGUGCCCAGAACACGUUAGAUCACCGCACUCAGUGGACUCCUGGAGUUGUGCUUGUGUGUAACCGCCCGAGUCCUGCGUAGGCGGCGAAGGGCUGGGAUGUUUAUUUUGGAAGUACUGUAGCCUCAGUACCAGUCUAGUGUGUCAGCUCUGUUUACGAAGCAAUACCGUCAACCUUUCUUGAUGUUUUCCAGUGUUGUACUAAAUAAACCUCGUGCUUGUGAACUCCAUGCCGAAAACCGUGCCAUCACCCAACACUGCUGGCAACUGGGUGCACUGCUGACAACCACAACAAAGACCCUUGGCACUGGCUCGUCUAUGUCCUCUCAAGUGCCUUUUUGUUUGUACUGGUUCAUUGUGUUCCAUUAACGGCCCACUCCGUUUUCCUCUGGUGAAAGCCCUCCUCUUUAAUCAAACCCUGGUGGCCCACUGACCAAGAAGAAAGUAUAUUUUAGUGUGAGAUGUCAGCCCCCGGGAAGGCAAGGGCUCUGAAGAUUUGGCAAUGUGGCUUAAUUGUUCUGCUUUUUCUGUAGUUCAAUUCCAUGUCUCUUGACCCUUUUGUAUAAAGCUGCAAUAUUCUCUCUUCUUGUUCUUUCAUAUGGAAUGUAUUUUCAAACGUAAACUCUUUCUCUCUCUUUUUCCUCUCUCUGUCUUUUUUUCUCUCUUAGAACUGAAGCAUUUGCCAUUGUCCAGAAAAGACACUUACAGCUUUAACCUGCUGGGAAUGGCAAACAAUUUUGCUAGACUUUAUGUUUAAAAAUAAAUAAAUAAGGGAAGUCCCUAACUUUGCCCUCCAAAGUCUAACUUUGGUUUUCUUGUUAACUGGUUAAAGUGACAGUAUCUUUUUUCCUGAAGCCAUUUGUCUGUCUCUUCUGAUCAAAAUGAUCUUUGAUAGAAAUGUUUGCAUUUAAUCGAAAUAGCAGUAAGUUAAGGAAGAAAAUAAUGCUAAUUGGCUUUCAAGUGAGACCCACGAGAAGGGCUGAAUCAAAUCUCCCAAAUAUCUAGUAAGAACAUGAGAUUUUUACAUCCAUAUAUGUGACAAUGACCCAUGAGAACUCCUUGUUUUGAAUUGAGUCACACAAGGGAAGUAGAAGGAAAAACAAUUUAUUUUAAGAAAAAACUAUAAAUCCCGGUGCCUACGGGUGACAUAUUUUAAGAUAAGAUGGGGGAGGGGACUAGUAAAGUCAAAACAAAUGUUUAAAAAAUUUUAUUCAGCAGCAGCUCUGAAAAAAAUAGAAUUGAAUGAAUGCUUCUAGAAACUUCCAACCACUCACACAGAAAAAGCCUGCCUGGGAGCUGGCAAGUCCGAAUCCUGUAGCAGCACAGAGGAGAACAUUGCAGGCAGCUUGUGAAUUAACCCAAAGAAGCUUUGAUUGUUCUCGGUGUACUUUUUCACGCCAUAUGCAUGUAAGAAGCUUUCAAUCUUCCUCCUUCCCCAUGUUGCCGUCAGUCUUACUCAGAUUCAUUUGUUAGGGGGCAUAUUUGCAUCAUAGGCAAGACAGUUCAUCCAUCUUGGUUUUAAUUGGAUUGAGAAUGCCUUUUGUUUCCAGGAAAGUAUUGAUCACCAAGAAAGAAGAAUAGUUUUUUUGUCCCCAGAGGCAUUCAUUCAGUUGUUAUAAUCAUACCAGGAGAAAAGUACUAAGUAAGACGAUUUUUUUGAAGGCAACAGACUUAAAGUUGUUCUCAGCCAAGGAAAAAUGAUACUGCAACUUUAAAUUUUAAAGUAUCUUGCACUGAUAAAUAUAUUUAAAAAUUAUAUGUUUAUAAAGUUAUUAAUUUGUAAAGGCAGUGUUACAAAAUGUUCAGUUUAUAUUGUUUUAGAUUGUUUCGUAAUUUUUAAAGGUGUAAAAUAACAUAUUUUUUCUUUAUUGAAAUCUAUAAAACUUUCUGUAGUAAAAUGGUUUCAUUUUACUGGUAUAUGAUUGCUUCAUGUUUUGUACCAUCAUAAAAUUUUGUGCAAAUUUUUUUUACAGAAAUUUUUAUUUUCUAUGACACUUGUAAAUUGUUGUUUCAAAAUGAACAGCGAAGCCUUAACUUUAAAUGACAUUUGUAUUCUCAGACACUGAGUAGCAUAAAAACCACAUAGAACUGAACUGUAACGUAAAUUCCAAACUAUGACUACUACAUUCCAAAGAAACAGUUGAAUUAAACAUUUUCAUAAAAUA
Messenger RNA from Tupaia belangeri chinensis (Chinese tree shrew), 5923 nucleotides. It is a transcript of the gene NRP1, whose product is annotated as neuropilin 1. The record is from RefSeq and is a predicted model, not a curated record. Gene Ontology annotation, molecular function: semaphorin receptor activity; vascular endothelial growth factor receptor activity; vascular endothelial growth factor binding. Gene Ontology annotation, cellular component: axon; plasma membrane; focal adhesion. The transcript has 18 exons. NCBI's taxonomy places the organism in Eukaryota, Metazoa, Chordata, Mammalia, Scandentia, Tupaiidae. Gene Ontology annotation, biological process: positive regulation of filopodium assembly; sprouting angiogenesis; vasculogenesis. Bases 579 to 3353 code for a protein of 924 amino acids.